Molecule: messenger RNA, 334 nt
Organism: Mytilus californianus (California mussel)
Lineage: Eukaryota; Metazoa; Mollusca; Bivalvia; Mytilida; Mytilidae
Exons: 3
Coding region: 14-334 (106 amino acids)
Source: RefSeq, a predicted model, not a curated record
AUCUGCAGAAAAAAUGUUUCUGUUUAAUAUGAAGAUUGAUAUUUGCUUUGAGACUUCUGGAGAUUGCAGGUAUUCCUUCAUUGUACUGAAAAAUAUUAAGCUACCAAGACAACCCUGUAAUUGGAGUGGUGGACAUGUUAUUCCUGGUUUCAGUUUGAAUCAAUGGCUCAAUGAUAAGAAUUUACCUUCAACAACAACAGUACUAAACAGUUUGCUGGCCUCACAUCUUUUGGAAGAUCUUGGUUUGUCUGACUACAUGCUGUAUCCGUCCUGUGAUUUCAGUACCUUCAAGAUGAAGCAGCAUGCAGGUCGUGGAUGGAACUCAGUAUUUUAG